This is a messenger RNA of Archocentrus centrarchus (flier cichlid), 3892 nucleotides long. It is a transcript of the gene rbm15b, whose product is annotated as RNA binding motif protein 15B. The transcript has a single exon. Bases 258 to 2792 code for a protein of 844 amino acids. NCBI's taxonomy places the organism in Eukaryota, Metazoa, Chordata, Actinopteri, Cichliformes, Cichlidae. The record is from RefSeq and is a predicted model, not a curated record. Gene Ontology annotation, molecular function: RNA binding.
CUCCAGAGGGAAAGCGCACAUUCCUAUUGUCCAAGAUGGCGGCGCUGGUGCAGCUCCUCCGAUGCUGACAUGUUUUUAAACCAGUUAAUGCUUUUAUUUCGACAUAUGUGCGGUUACUCAGUGGUCGGGGGAGUAGCGUUUCAUUGCCGUAGCUGCCGUCUGCAGCGUUAUUGUCGCUAACGGUCCAGGAAUUCGCUGCCGGGGGCCGGAUUCCCGUUGCAGGCACCGAAAAGUUUGAGCUCCAUCAUCCUCUGAAAAUGAAGCGGCAGGCCGGGAGAGAGGCGAGUCCGUCCAGGGCCGCCGCCAAGCGGAUACGGGAGAGGGAGCGGGAGAGCGCGCGGAGAGAGGAGAUACCGCCGCCGCCGCUGGCUCUGCUGCUGGCGGAGAGCCGGGGAUAUCACCGUCGGAGCCGCAGCAGGGAGCGGGAGAAGCCGCGGCUCCGGGAGGAGCGGGCUGCCGCCCUGGAGCUCCACCACCGGCACGAGCUCAGCCUGCUCGGCCGCCCGCCUCUUCGCACAGCCGCGGCGGAGCUCCCCGCCGCCCGUCCGGGCACGCUGGAGUACAAGACGCUCCUCAUCAGCAACCUGGGCUCCCAGGUGUCGGACGAGGACGUGGAGGACGCUUUGUUUCACGAGUUCAAGAAGUUCGGGGACGUCAGCGUGAAGCUGUCGCACACCCCCGAGCUGGGCCGGAUCGCCUACGUGAAUUUCCGCCACCCGGAGGAUGCCAAGGAGGCCCGGCACGCCAAAUCCUCCAGGUUAGUUCUGGGUGACCGGCAGCUCAAAAUUGAACCCAUGUACGUGAGGAGGCGGAGCGCCACGCCGCCGGACGUCGGGUAUUUACCUCUGCACGCGCCAUACCCGUACCGACAACGCUCCCUGUCGCCUCCCGGGCCCGGCGUGAGCAACAUUAGGGACCUCCGGGCUCGGCAUUACGCCCUGGAGACGCUGGGUCUGAGCAGGGAGAGGGAGAGGCUGCUGGAUUAUUACGGCAUGCUGGAUGAGAGGGGCCGGCCUUACGGUUUCCCCCCAAUGCCCGUGGUGGAGGAUUUAAAGCCUGAGGACGACCAGAGGGCCACCAGCAAUCUGUUUAUUGGAAACCUAGACGGUAACGUCACAGAGGCGGAACUAAGGAGGGGCUUUGACAAGUAUGGCAUCAUUGAGGAUGUGGUGAUUAAACGUCCUUCACGUGGGCAGGGCGGGGCUUAUGCUUUUGUAAAGUUUCAGAAUCUGGACAUGGCCCACAGGGCCAAAGUGGCCAUGCAGGGGCGUCUGAUCGGAGGUAACCCCAUAAAGAUAGGCUACGGCAAAGCCAACCCAACCACCCGGCUCUGGGUGGGUGGACUUGGGCCUGGGAACUCUCUGGCUGCUCUGGCACGGGAAUUUGACCGUUUUGGAAGUAUCAGGAAUAUUGACUAUGUGAAGGGGGACAGUUUUGCAUAUAUUCAGUAUGAGAGUCUAGAUGCCGCCCAGGCUGCCUGCACACAGAUGAGGGGCUUUCCUCUGGGGGGCCCCGAGCGCCGCCUCAGGGUGGACUUUGCCAAAGUUGAAGAGAGCCCCUCUCGCCCAUUUCCUCCUGGCUAUCAGCCUCCCGUCGCACUACCCACCCAUUACGACCUCCUCGGAGAAGCGUACAGCCGCCAUCGCAGCCUGGAGCGGGAGCUGAGGGGGGCCAGGGACCGCCUCUCACCGCCCUCUCACAGCCUUCUCUCUCUCAGGGAGCGAGAGAGAGCCCUACUGGAGAGAGAGUACCCUGCCAGCCCCACACGAAGCCUGGAGAGGAGAGCGGGCGGUGUGGAAGCAUUUGGGAGGAGCGGUCGAGGAGGUAGGAGCCGCAGCAGGAGCAGGGAGCGCUGGCUGAAAGAGCGGGAGGAGAGGAGGAGCCGGAGGAAGAGCCGCAGCAGGAGUCUGUCCACUGAGAGGCAGCCGGAAGAACGGGAGAAGGAGAGGGUGAGGUCCAGAGUUCGUGGUCCAGGAGGGGCUGUCUCUCCUGACGCCAGCCCAGACCGAGCCCGAGUCCGAGCUCCAGACUCCACCACAGAGCCACGAGACCACUCCCCUGACAGCGGCGGAGGGGGGCGACACUCCAAUACAGCCACGACCACCAAUGAAGAAGAACCCCCAUCUGGCCGCCACCACAGCAAGAGGUCCUCCAGCGACCACGUAAACAACAACCACCACCAUCGAAACAGCGAGGUCAUCACCGCCGGCUCACCUGCUGCCAUCCACACUAACACCUCCUCCUCACCGAGCACGCUGUCAGAGUUUGCCCAGACGGCGCUUUCCAAGACGUGGCACGGCUUCUUCGCCCUGAAGAACAGCAGCUUCCCCACUGACUUGUACUUGCUGGAGGGCGGGGCUGCGUUCUUCAGUGCCGUGAUGAAGGACAGCCUGAAGCUGCAGAGCCAGAACCAACCCAGCCAGCUGAAGAUCGCCCAGCGGCUUCGCAUGGACCAGACCCGGCUCGACGAGGUGUCACGCCGCAUCAAACUCGGCCGCCCAGACAACUUCGCCAUCCUGCUGGCGCUCCAGGGCCCCGUCGACCGUCAGGCCCCCUCCCCUGAGCCGGGCCUCCAGGUACGCCUGCUUCGUCACCUGGUGACGUACCUGCGGAACAAAGAAGCUGCCGGAGUCGUGAGCCUCCCUGCUGCUAAGGAGGGUGCGCCGGGGGCGAUGCUGUACGCUUUUCCACCUGGGGAGUUCUCACAGCAGUACCUGCAGGCUGCCAAGAGGACUGUGGGUAACCUGGACGAGGAGCACAUGGUUAUUGUGAUCGUCAAUGACACUAACUGAACCUGCACAGACGUGAACGGAGGAGUACUUCCAUGUUGUUUUUAGAAAGAAAAGCAUUAUUAUUGUUUUACUCAGUAUGUUAUGAAUGAAACAGAGCGAGCUACACUACAUCUUCAUCGUCCUCUGCCCUCACGGGUUCAUGGGAAAUGGGUUUUAAAACAAUUGUGAAACACUUAAAGAAGACAAACGCUGCACACAGACAACGCUCGGUCCGUGUAGGAAGUAGAAUUUAUUGUGGAAGUUGUAUCGUGUAAAAUGUCAGUUUGGUUUGAGGGUAUUCCUGCUUUCGCUGUCUCACGUGUGUCAGUGCAGAUAUAUAGAAAUGCAUGAGUUUAACAGGCAGCACCGCCUCAGCAAUGUAAAAACAUUACCCAGCUUAUUGUCACAGCAAGAUGGAAUAAAACAGGAAAAAUAUUAAAUAUUCACGGUUAAUCAUAAUCAUGAGCUAAAAUGAUGAAGUAGAAAAACAAAAUGUGUCUUACAGAGUUUGUCAGAAUUUAGACAGAAAUUAAAGUGACACCACAAUUUAAUGUUCAAGUCAUAAAAGAAAAAGUCUAAAAACCAAGUUUUAAAAAAAUCACCUUGCUGUCAAACAAUAACACAAAAGCAAUGAUUAAAAAUGGUCAUUAUUUAAAUGAAUAUGAGGUACCACCUCUGAAGUAUGACCAAAAAAUGUUUUAAAAAGUGAAAUUUUAGAAUUUGUAAAAGUUAAUGUUUAAAAAGUUAAAGUGAUGAAUAAAAGGCCAAUUUAAAGAUUCAACAUUUUACUCGCCAAGUCAUAUAAAAUCCAUAUGUUUGACUUUUAAAUUAUGAAAUAAAAAUUUUAAAUUAUGGUUAAAUGUCAACCAUUUGAGUUUAUUUAACCAUAAUUUAAUUUUUUUUUAACUUAAAUUUUGACUUUAGAAAAUUGAAAUUGUGAUGUUAUGUUUCAUGUCAGCUUAUUCAACACAGGUGAACAAACAGGAAACCUGUGCAGGGUUUUUUGGUGAUGGGAGAUCAAGUUUAACCUCAGCGAUGCCUCCUGAAGCCCUGAAAUCCCGCGUCGCCAGUUUCCUGUAUUAUAUUCAUCGAGCGGUCACUUUUCUAAUACUGCGUGUGCA